Darwinula stevensoni is the source of this 300-nucleotide messenger RNA. The record is from the annotation of a GenBank genome assembly. NCBI's taxonomy places the organism in Eukaryota, Metazoa, Arthropoda, Ostracoda, Podocopida, Darwinulidae.
UAUACAGCACCAUAUUCAAGAAUGCCUCGAAUUGACAAUGACAUAAAAUUGGACUUCAAGGAUGUGCUCCUUCGACCAAAGAGGAGCACCCUGAAGAGCCGGAGUGAGGUCAACCUGCAUCGAACAAUCACCUUCAGGAAUUCAAGAAAAUCAUAUGAAGGAGUCCCAAUCAUUGCAUCCAAUAUGGAUACCAUUGGCACAUUUGAGAUGGCAAAAGCCUUGGCUAAAGUGAAAUCCAAGGGGCAUGGUUCAUGUGAAGAUUUUCUCAUUGCAGCACAGUCUCUUCACAGCCAUUCAUAA